Phalaenopsis equestris is the source of this 561-nucleotide messenger RNA. Its product is annotated as chloroplast stem-loop binding protein of 41 kDa b, chloroplastic-like. The transcript has 5 exons. The record is from RefSeq and is a predicted model, not a curated record. NCBI's taxonomy places the organism in Eukaryota, Viridiplantae, Streptophyta, Magnoliopsida, Asparagales, Orchidaceae. The annotation marks the transcript as partial.
GUGACCUUAUUUACUAGAGGCAAGGCACCUAUUACCCAGCAGUUGCCCGGAGAAUUAGAUCAUGAGUAUGAAGAGUUCAAGUCCAAGAUCUUGCAUUUGAAAGGAGAUAGGAAAGACUCUGAGUUUGUAAAGUCCAGUCUUGCAACCGAGGGAUUUGAAGUUGUUUACGACAUUAAUGGGCGUGAAGCCAUCGAGGCGGAACCUAUUUUAGAUGCCUUGCCAAACUUAGAACAGUACAUAUACUGCUCAUCAGCUGGAGUAUAUCUCAAAUCAGAUCUGUUGCCUCACUUUGAGUUUGAUGCAGUUGAUCCAAAGAGCAGGCACAAGGGGAAGCUUGAGACAGAGAAUCUAUUGGAUUCAAAGGGAGUGAAUUGGACUUCUCUGAGGCCUGUCUACAUAUAUGGGCCAUUGAACUACAAUCCAGUAGAAGAGUGGUUCUUUCACCGUCUGAAAGCCGGUCGGCCCAUUCCGAUUCCCAACUCUGGCGUUCAAGUCACCCAACUUGGUCAUGUUAAGGUUAGUCACAGAUUGAAUGUUUUGAGAUUUGGGAAGUUUACAUAG